AUGUUGGCACAAGUGACCAAACAACGCGACGGCAUCUGGGGUAUCGUGGUGGAGCGAGAAGGCUACAGUCACAACCACCGGGUCUCCGAAGGAAUAUACAGGUCUUAUCCAGGUAUUCGCAACGUUCCGGAUGAUCCGCCGUUGAUGCCAGGGAUUGAGCUCUUGGUUGAAGCCAAAGCCGGCACUGCAAGUGUCUACAACUACAUACGGGACAACCCCAACCAUCAAGUAACAAUGAAAGAAGUUCAUAACCUGCUGCAUCGGCUACGGAAUCAA
Messenger RNA from Phytophthora nicotianae INRA-310, 276 nucleotides. RefSeq lists its product as hypothetical. NCBI's taxonomy places the organism in Eukaryota, Oomycota, Peronosporomycetes, Peronosporales, Peronosporaceae. The record is from RefSeq and is a predicted model, not a curated record. The annotation marks the transcript as partial. The transcript has a single exon.